CUCGCAGGAGAUGGGCAACAAGAAGCCGGAGAAGAAGGACGCUGCGGAGAAGGCGGCUGAGCUCGCGGCCAAGGCUCAAAAGUACCUGGUCAAGGCCAUCCAGGACGACAGCGUCAAGGCGAUAGAGUCGGCUCUCAAGAAGGGCGCCGACCUGCUGUCCGCCGAUGAGUACGGAAACACGCCGCUCCACGUCGCGGCCAUGUACGGCUCCUGCCACGCCAUUGGCUAUCUGCACGCGCACGGUGCCGACCUCUCCGCCCGAAACUUUGCCGGCUGCAACCUCGUGCCUCCAAAGGAGGGCCGGACGCCGCUCGAGUCGGCGCAGAAAGUUGGCGAGCCGCGCGCCAUCGAGAUGCUCACCGCCCUGGCUGAGGGCCGGCCCUUUGACGUCGAUGCGGCCGCCGAGGACUCUGAUGACGAGUUGCCGGGGGAGGAGGAGGCGGCCGCGUCUCCCGCAGCAGCAGCCACAGGGCAGGAGCAGGACUCUCCGGACGCCACAGCGUCGCAGCCACCGCAGGCGGCGAUGGAGGCGCUGAGCGUCGUGGCGCCUGGCGCCGCGUAGGGUGAUAGGCCUCACUGAUCUCCCAGCGGACGUGGAGUCGCCGGCCAACCUCGGCCGCGAGCCAGGCGGCGCUUGCGGUCGACCUGAUGCGGCGGUUGGUGAUUGGUUCUGCUCCUGGGCGAUGAGAUGCAUUGCAUCCCUGCACCGGCCCGCUCGACGACGCGAGAGUGCGGGAGAGCUCAGAGUGCGCGCGCGUGUGUGGCCGGCGGCCCACCGGCACCGCUGCGGGGCAGCGCGCGGGGCCCCACCGUGUCCACGUACCCCCCGACGGUCGGGUCGGGUCCCGUGGAGCGCGGUCGGCGUCGUGCGCACUGGCACGCGGCUGCGUGCCGUUUAACUCUCUCUGGGGAUCUCGCUC
This is a messenger RNA of Emiliania huxleyi CCMP1516, 920 nucleotides long. RefSeq lists its product as hypothetical. The coding region runs from base 11 to 562 and encodes 183 amino acids. Lineage: Eukaryota; Haptophyta; Isochrysidales; Noelaerhabdaceae. The record is from RefSeq and is a predicted model, not a curated record. Gene Ontology annotation, molecular function: protein binding. The transcript is spliced from 2 exons.